CACACACAUACGCGCGCGCAUACGCACACACUUGCAGAGCGCUGUCCCACUGAUACUGAUUCGAUUCCGACGACGAGACGCGCGGCGCACACGCAUUCUGACCUGGUCCGUUGCCGGGUUCGGACGUUUCAUCGCGCUUUUAUUACGCAUACGCUCCUCCACUCGCACACACGCACACCACACGCCGUCGUCGUCGUAAAAACCGUACCCGUGCGUACUACCACGUCUCUUGUCAAUUUUUUUUUAUUAUUAUUAUUAUUUUUUUUUUUUUUAUCGCGAAUCGAUAAUUUAAAAAAAUCAGUCAAAAACAUUUCUCUACGUUAAAACUAUAAUCUCGUGGUUUUCUGUUCCUUCCCGUCGCACGGUGUCCACCUCGCUCGCGCAUACACACCAAUACAAUACAAUAUAAUAUUAUAUUCGCGCAACGUAAUCGUCACAAUCAUGGACCUGUUGUGUUGCGAAUCGACUUCGAAAACCGUCGCUCAAAAGGAUCCGACGCUGCUGUUGGAUGACCGUGUGUUCGACACCAUGCUCAAGUCCGAGAUCAGGUGCUUGCCGGCUCCCGACUAUUUGGCAACCGUCCAGAAGGACCUCACGGCCAACCUCAGGAAGAUCGUGGUUGAUUGGAUGUGGGAGGUCUGCGAAGAGCAAAAGUGCCAAGAAGACAUUUUUCCAUUGGCCGUCAACUAUUUGGACAGGUUCCUGUCGGUAAAUCCGAUCAAUAAAAAUCACCUACAGCUGCUGGGCACCACUUGCCUGUUGGUCAGUUCUAAACUUCGAGAGUCUGAAUGCCUUUCCGUCGACCUUUUGGUAAUAUACACGGACAAUACCAUUACUUCUGAAGAACUAUUGAUGUGGGAAUUGCUCCUGUUGAGUAUCUUGAAAUGGGACGUGUCCGCGAUCACGGCUCACGACUUUCUAUGGUACAUACUUAAAAGACUGCACAUGGACACGGCCAAGCCAUUUGUGGACGUUGUUAUCAAACACUGCGGCACGUUCAUCGGCAUGUGCGCCAGAGACUAUAAAUUUUGUUCGUACAAGCCCAGCGUGAUCGCCGGGGCCAGCAUCGCGGCUGCUCUCAAUGGACUGGAAUACGCGGCCAUUUAUAAGUACGACUUGUUCACUAAGCUGCACGCCAUCACUGGUUCUCAACAGGAGGACCUGAAGUCGUGCCAAGAGCAAAUCGAAGCAAUGGUCGAAGGCCACAAGAGAAAACGCAAAGAAAUGGAUUUCGAAAUGUACGAAAAGCCGUACGACAAGACUGCCGAGUCGGACGAUACUACAAACUGUUGGAUUUGAGAUCGUCAUCAGACUUACAAAAAUAUAUUUACGAGAAAAAAAACUACAAAGGAAAAAAAAACAAAACAAUUUUUAUUUUAUUAUUACUAUUAUACUCCACAGUAAUACAUUUCACUUAUUACAACCAAUCGGUGAUAAAUCAUCGGUUCAUGUAUUACACAUUUACACACAACAAUAUUAUAAAAUGCUAAAUAAUACCUAUAUUGCUUAAGGUACUCGCAAACGGUUAAAUUUUUGACUUUUAGAGACACUGUAAUAUGAUUAUUAGUAGUCUUAAGAUUAGGUUUUAUGAUUAUUUUGACUUUAUUAUUAUUAUUUUUUAAUGGGGAAGGCAAUAAAAUACGCUUCAUGUUUCCGUACAUAUAAUUUUUAUUAUAAUAAGAUUAUUAUUAUUAUUCACAGCAACUCCGGUUUAUUAAAUAGUGAUUGUAAAGGUGAUUGUUUAUAUACCAUAUAAUAUAAAACCAAUUUUCAAGCUCAAUGUAAUAUAUAAACAAAAAAAAAAAAAUCAAUUUUCAUAAAAAUAUCCUAAAUAGAUUUUAUGAAUCACAGCCGAUCGCGGCUAACGUACACGAUACUAAUAAUGUAUAUUAUACAAUAUCGUGUUAUGUAUUUUAUUUGUUCUGUUUAUAAUACUGAGAUUUGAUUUAAAUGUACAGUAAUAAGUGCCUAUACGGCUACCUAUAUAAUCAACAGAUUCCUAAAAUUUAUUAAAUUUUAAGUUUUAUCAAAAUAGAUAGUUAUUAUAUAAUAUAUUAUUUACUUAAAUUUUUUUUAGCGUUUAAGGUAGAUUCGCCGACCAAGAGUUCAGCACAUGGUUGGUGCGAUAUUUUUUUUUAAAGAUCUCUUGCGUCGGCAGUCUUUUUUUAUAUUUAUAAAUAAAAAAGCUCAAGAUUCCAUUGAUAAACAAAAUAUCAUUCACGAUUGUUGCUUUCUUUGUAUUUCCGAACGUUUACACAUUUUUAUAAUAUUUUUUUUCAAGUUUUUACACACGUACUAAUAAUAUUCACUGUUUUAUUUUCAAAUUAAAGAAUAAAAAAAAAAUUAAAAUUAACGUAAUUUAAGAUAUAUGAUCCACUGGUAAUACCGAGAUAAUUUAAUUAAUUUAUUAUUAUUUUUAUUAUAAUUAUUAUAUAUAUUUUUUUCUGUUAACAUUAAGAGUUUUAUAAUAAGUAUUUUUAAGUAUGUAGCAUACACCGUUGUUCUAUUAUUCACAUUGCCCCUCUCCAUUAUCUAUUAUUUGAAAAUUCGUUGAUAAAUCCACGGAGAUAAACGAUAGAAAUCACGUCUUCCACAGGCUUCAAAUCCGGGCGAAGCUAUUGACUUCCCGAGAUUUGUCUCUCUUUCACUCUCCCCAAAUUAGCUCCGUUAUGUGUAUUCGGAUUAUAAUAUAUAUGCAUAACUACGGGACGUAGGUUAACGGUUCGGACAAGGAAGGACAAAAUAAAAAGGAAAAACAAAUACUUUUUUUUAUAUACACACGAAUCACAUAUACAUACCUUAGUUCCAAGCUGAUUUAUUUUAUUUUUUUCCAUAUUAGUAGUUGUAGUGGAAAUAGUAGUAUUAUUAUUAGUAUUAUAAUACUUUAUAAUAAUAAAUACUAAUAGUAGCCCAUAUUAUAAUAUAUAAGUCCUAGAUGUGUCCCGAACCGAGUAUAAAAUACAUAUAACCCCGUCCCGACUGCUAAAAUCCGAUAGUUAAUCGGGAAGAAGGGAGGAGCGUAACGUUUGGGCCUCGUUAUAAUUAUUUUAGAAUGUAAGUUGCACCAUAAACACAAACACACUUUCAUUUAAUGUUCUAAUAAUAUAUAAUGCAUAUUAUAAUAUACCCUUUGGUGAAUUUUAGUUGUUUAGAAAAAAAUUUAUA
This is a messenger RNA of Melanaphis sacchari, 3165 nucleotides long. Its product is annotated as G1/S-specific cyclin-D2-like. NCBI's taxonomy places the organism in Eukaryota, Metazoa, Arthropoda, Insecta, Hemiptera, Aphididae. The transcript is spliced from 5 exons. The record is from RefSeq and is a predicted model, not a curated record. Gene Ontology annotation, biological process: mitotic cell cycle phase transition; regulation of cyclin-dependent protein serine/threonine kinase activity; positive regulation of G1/S transition of mitotic cell cycle. The coding region runs from base 442 to 1299 and encodes 285 amino acids. Gene Ontology annotation, cellular component: nucleus; cytoplasm; cyclin-dependent protein kinase holoenzyme complex. Gene Ontology annotation, molecular function: cyclin-dependent protein serine/threonine kinase regulator activity.